GAAUUUCUGCUGCUGCAGCUCCGACUUUGUUUCACUAUUGCAAUGCAGAUGCGCAGAGCCGGCCGCACGUAGUCCGCCAGUCCCACCGUUUCUGCGUGUUGAGUCUGACAACGGAACGGUGGGCAAAGGACUUGGUGAAAAAGCGCGACUGCCACUUCAUGAGACGGACGGAGACACUCUGUGGACGACCUGAAAGUAAUCAUUCUUUAGCAGAGGAAAGUCAAAGGAAGACUCCUGUGUAAGACUGCUGAUUUGGAAUUUUUGAACAGGUAAUCAUCUGAGAGCUCUGACGAGAUGGAAUGUAAGAAUCUUGAGAAAAAUGGCAUGAUAUCUCCUCAUAACACUGAAAUUCUGGAAAAUGGAUUGUGGAAAACUACUGUGGAGCAAGAGAAGCCUUUCUGCAAUGGACACUUUGGAACAAUUAAACCAUAUCUUUCAUCACCUAAAAUACAGUUGGGGAAGACACAGGUUGUUGGUGCUGCCAUAUCCUUUAUACUCUUGGCCAUGUUAGUACUGGUCUUGAUCGGUGUCAUCAUUGUCCAGGAUGCAAAGAUAAAAAGCUUUCAAGCUCUAUGCCCCCAAGGAUGGCUUGAGAAUGAAAUGAUGUGCUACUACUUUUCUGAUGCUGAAAAUGAUUGGAACGCCAGCCAGAACUACUGCAUUUCAUAUGGCGGCUUACUGGCAGCAGUAGACACUCAGCAAGAAAGGGAUUUUGUGAAAGGCAAGAAAAGCUCUGCUGAAUAUUGGAUUAAUCUCCGGAGGGAAAAAGUAGCACAGCCCUGGAAAUGGUCAAAUGGUACAGUCGUCAGAAACUGGUUUCAGAUUAGGAGUGAAGGCCUUUGUGCUUACCUAAAUGAAGAUGCAGCCAGCUCGACAUUCUGCGAAAAUCUUCGACACUGGAUAUGCAGCAAACCUGUUCAUCCCAAUUAAGAGAAAGUGAACAUGACUUUCUGAAAAUAUAUUAUAAUAUAUUAUAUUAUAUAAAAAAUAUAUGAAAAUAUAAACUGAGUACCCAGUGGCUUGUGGGUUGCGGGGUAGUUGGAACGUGGGAUGCCACUAAUUCCCCACCCCCAACUGCAAAGCAGUGGGGUCAAAAUGAACAGAAGAAAUGAAGGUGUGCAAUGAAUCCUCAUAGAGAUUCAUUAUGAGGAAAAGUUCUUAUGCACCAAAGAACCCAAAUGCUUGAAAAAUAAUGACUGCACAUUUUGUUCCAUAACUCCACUUCUACAAGGGCUAGAGCUUAGCUUUUUUAAAAAAAAUGAAAGCUGAGGAUGCAUUUUAGGGUUAGGAUAUGGCAACUUCAAAUCCCCAUUGUUUCUUAUGGCAGAAAUGUUCAAAAUCAGUAAAAACUAAACAAAAUUCAUUAAAAAUCAACCAAGUGUCCCAUUGCCUUGACAUUUGAGUGGUAGGUGGCACCCAUGGGGACCUACCCACUACCCAAAUUUGGUGCCCCUAGGACCUUGUUAAGUGGUCCGAAUCAGUCUGAAUCCAAAUCAAAUCAAAUACAAAUUGAAUCUGGGGUGAUUUGGAGGGGGUAGGUUUGGAUACAAAAUAAGUCAGGGGUGAUUUGUUUGGGGCACAAAUCGAAUUUUAAAAAAUCAAUUUGUGCACAUCCCUAUUGUUGGAAUCUAUCCCUUCUUUGAUAUACAGUGCUGCUGCUCCCCCAAUCCUCCCCUCCCUGUCCCUUCUGUAGAGUUUAUAUCCAGGAAUAAUAGUGACCCACUGGUUCUUACCAUUCUGCCAGGUUUCCUUUACACCCACUAUAUCUAUGUUUUCAUUAGUAACCAAGCACUUCAGCUCACCCAUCUUCACUUGGAGGCUUCUGCCAUUGGUAUAUAGACAUCUAUACGCCAGGUCCCUCACCUGGUGUUGGUGUGUGCUGUCCCACUCACCAUCGUUUGACCUAUUUGGCAAGCUGCCCUGUGUUUCCUUCUGCUCAACUCCUCGCUCUACUCUAUCCCCUUCUGGUUUAUCUGAAAGGUGUGCACCCUCGCACCUUAGGGGAUUUUGCUGACUAAAGCGGAUACCACCCAGUUCCGGUAGGCCAUUCCCCAGGCAUCAUUUUAAUAGCUGCUCAGGACCCUCAUGGAGGGCAUCUUUCCCUGGGGGCUUUAAAUUAAAAUCAUCUUUAAUAAUAAUAAACUGAAACUGAAUCCAGAUAAGACGGAGGUACUUAUUGUGCAGGGUCAGAACUCUAGAGAUUAUUUUGAUCUCCCUGUUCUAGAUGGGGUUACACUUCCCCAAAAGGAACAGAGUCGCCGUCUGGGAGUACUUCUGGAUCCACGCCUCUCCCUGGUUUCUCAGGUUGAGGCGGUGGCCAGGGGUGCUUUCUAUCAGCUUCGGCUGAUACACCAGCUGCGUCCGUUUCUUGAGAUGAACGACCUCAGAACAGUGGUACAUCUGUUGGUAACCUCCAGACUUGACUUCUGCAAUGCACUCUAUGUGGGGCUGCCUUUGUACGUAGUCCGGAAACUUCAGUUGGUUCAGAAUGCGGCAGCCAGGUUGGUCUCUGGGUCAUCUCGGAGAGACCACAUCACUCCUUUGUUGUUAGAGUUACACUGGCUGCCAAUAGGCUUCCGGGCAAAAUACAAAGUGCUUGUCAUAACUUAUAAAGCCCUAGAUGGCUUAGGCCCUGGGUAUCUAAGAGAACGUCUUCUUCAUUAUGACCCCCACCGCCCAUUGAGGUCAUCCAGAGAGGUCCGUCUCCAGUUGCCACCAGCUCGCCUCGGCUUUCUCAGUUGCUGCCCUGAGACUGUGGAAUGCGCUCCCUAAUGAGAUAUGAUCCUCCCCAUCUCUGACAAUUUUUAAGAAGCAUUUAUCUUCUCCUUUCAGCAUCUUCUGUUGGAGUCUUUGACCAGGGGCUCCAGGCGAUCAGGCCAAGCAUACACUGGGACUCAACAGCAUGGCAGGAGUCCAGUAUCAGGACAAUCCACAAAAGAAGGGGUCUCCAGGCAGCAGGCAGAAGCAGAGAAGGGUUCCAGAAGGAAAGGGGUCCAGUGGUCCAGUGAAGAGGUUUCCAGGCAGCAGGCAGAAGUAGAGAAAGGGUCUUCAGGCAGCAAAGCAGCAAAAGGCUGCAGAAUAGCCGGGAGAGCCAUUUCUAUUUUAUUAUAUGUGGAUAAUGCGGCAAUUGUAUCUAUCAUGCCGGUAGGAAUGAGACGCACUUUGAGAGCCCUUGUGAAGUUCUGUGAAGAGGAGGCGCUGUCCAUCAAUACCCAAAAAACAAAAAUAAUGGCUUUCAGUAAGCGUAGGAGAUCUUAUAAAUGGUCAGUUAAUGGUAGGAGCCUUCAACAAAUCAAAACAUAUAAGUAUCUGGGCCUCAUAUUCCAUUCGAAGAAUUCCUGGAGACCACAUUGCGAGUUUGUGACUGCAAAUGCUCAAAGAUUCAUUGCAGCUAUUUUUAAAAAAACCCUACUUUAAAGGCACUCAGAAAUCCCGGCAGCACUAGCAAUAGCAAUAGCAAUAGCACUUACAUUUAUAUACCGCUCUAUAGCCGGAGCUCUCUAAGCGGUUUACAAUGAUUUAGCAUAUUGCCCCCAACAUUUCUGGGUACUCAUUUUACCGACCUCGGAAGGAUGGAAGGCUGAGUCAACCUUGAGCCCCUGGUCAGGAUCGAACUUGUAACCUUCUGGUUACAGGGCAGCAGUUUUACCACUGCGCCACCAGGGGCUCUUAAGGGUAUAUCAGGCAAAACCUUGGGCUCAGAUGCUGUAUGGUACCCAGAUUCUUUUAGCUGGGAAUCCAACUCCCCAGUUGUGUUUGGAAGCAGGUGUUAUUAGAUUAACUGCUCAAACCCGGCUGCAAGCGGUCUUAUAUUGGCUUAAACUUAUUAGCUGUCCCCAAGAGUUAGACUCACUAACUUUGGUGGAUGAUUUGUGUUCCACUUGGAGGAGGAAUAUACAUGACACCCUGGGUAACUGUGGCCUCGGAGCAAUAUAUACGUUCGUUAAAUUAUGAUCAGGCCAAAAAAAAAAUUACACAUUGGGUAAGAGAUAUAGAGAAGCAGAGUGACCGGCCUUAGCCUGAUUGCUUCCAGAUAUAAUUAUCUUAGCUUUUUAAAUUACCCGAGGCCAGCUACGUACUUUACUCAUUUGCCUACACCCAGGCUGAGAAGGGUCUUCUCUCAAGCCCAUUUUAAUGUCCUCUGUUCAGCUGUUUUGGAGGGCAGAUUUCGAGGGACCCCUUUGGAGGAACGUUUGUGCCCAUGUGGAACUACUGAGGUGGAAAUGUUAACACAUAUUUAAUUAUUUUGACUUGUUUUUCUUUCUUCUUGACUACAGUUAUAUCUGGUGUAUUAUGUGGUAGAUGUUUGUCUGUUUGUAGUCGGAAGUCCCAUAAUAUUUUUGCAUCUUCAUUUUCUAUGACUUUUUCAAUUUUAUGGUCCCACCAAUUUUUGGCUACAGGUAGCUUGUAUUUUUUGUAGAUGUUCCAGUGUAUCAUCUCUGCUACUUUGUCAUGUCUUUGUUUGUAGUCAGUCUGUGUGAUCUUUUUACAACAGUUGAUUAUGUGGUCCACGGUUUCAUCUGCUUUAUUAUUAUUAUUAUUAUUAUUUACAUUUAUAUCCCUCUCUUCCUCCAAGGAGCCCAGAGCGGUGUACUACAUUCUUAGGUUUCUCCUCACAACAACCCUGUGAAGUAGGUUAGGCUGAGAAAGAAGUGACUGGCCCAGAGUCACCCAGCAAGUCUUAUGGCUGAAUGGGGAUUUGAACUCGGAUCUCCCCGGCCUAGUCCAGCACUCUAAUCACUACACCAUGCUGGGUCUCAGCAUGAAAAAGUUACUCAUAGGAUUGCUUCUUUUUAUUUGGAGGCAUGUAAACUAAGGUGUCUGUAAACUGGCUUUAAAAUUUUUACUUAUGUUAUUGUAUUAUAUUGUAUUAUAUUGUUUUUUACUAUAGUGUUUAUUUGGUCAUUGACCAUAAAUAAAUGAAUGAAUGAACAAGCCAA
Molecule: messenger RNA, 4940 nt
Organism: Hemicordylus capensis (graceful crag lizard)
Lineage: Eukaryota; Metazoa; Chordata; Lepidosauria; Squamata; Cordylidae
Product: C-type lectin domain family 2 member D-like
Exons: 7
Coding region: 295-930 (211 amino acids)
Source: RefSeq, a predicted model, not a curated record